Messenger RNA from Sporothrix brasiliensis 5110, 1689 nucleotides. RefSeq names its product allantoate permease. Gene Ontology annotation, biological process: transmembrane transport. The transcript has a single exon. The record is from RefSeq and is a predicted model, not a curated record. Bases 1 to 1689 code for a protein of 562 amino acids. Gene Ontology annotation, molecular function: transmembrane transporter activity. Lineage: Eukaryota; Fungi; Ascomycota; Sordariomycetes; Ophiostomatales; Ophiostomataceae. Gene Ontology annotation, cellular component: membrane.
AUGGCCGAGGCUCAGCAAAAGCCCGGCAUCGAAGCCGUGGAGAACACCACACAGCCAGCGACCAGUACAACGGCGCCCACCAACCAGCUCGGCAUCGAGCCCGCCCCGCCCCUCGAUUCGCAGGGCCCGCACAGGCGUGAUGCUGCCGGCGAGCUGCUCCGCAAGAUUGGUGAGGCUAGCGGCGGUGAGCGCGUGAUUGUGUCGCCUGCCGACAACAAGCGCAUCCUGCGCAAGAUUGACUUGGUCAUCUUGCCCAUCAUCCUGAUCGUUUAUUUUCUGCAGGCCCUCGACAAGGCCACGCUGUCGUACGCCUCCGUCUUUGGUCUGAUUACGGACACCAACCUUGUGGGCACGCAGUACUCGUGGCUCGGCUCGAUUGUGUACUUGGCGCAGCUGGUGGCCCAGCCGGCCGUGGCUUGGCUGCUGGUCACGGUGCCCGUGGGCAAGCUCAUCUCGACAGCCGUGCUGCUGUGGGGCGCCACGCUGGCCGCGAUGACGGCGGCGCACAACUUCCAGGGCCUCAUUGCGUCGCGGUUCUUUCUCGGCCUGUUCGAGGCCUGCGUAGCGCCCUGCUUUAUUGCCGUGACGCAAAUGUGGUGGCGCCGGCGCGAGCAGACGGUGCGCGUCAGCUACUGGUACGCCAUGAACGGCAUCACCAACAUGUUUGGCUCGCUCAUCACCUACGGCCUGGGCCACAUCCACUCGCAGGUGCUGCACUCGUACCAGAUCAUCUUUCUGUUCUUUGGUGUCAUCACCGUGGCCUUUUCUCUGGUCAUGUACAUCUUUAUGCCGGACUCGCCCGUCGAGGCCAAGUUUUUAGACGACGCCGACAAGGUCAUGGCCGUCGAGCGCCUCCGGCUGAACCAGAUGGGUGUGCUGUCGCGCGAGUGGCGCUGGGACCACGUGCGCGAGGCGCUGGUGGACGUUAAGACGUGGUGCUGGACCGCCCUGAUUUUUUCCAUUAGCAUUCCCUCGGGCGGCAUCUCCACGUUUGGCCCGCUCAUUGUCAAGUCGUUCGGCUUUGACUCGUUUGACACCAUCCUGUUCAACAUCCCCUUUGGCUUUGUCCAGCUCGUCGCGACUGUCGGCGGUGCGGUUCUGGCCACCUACAUCCGCAAAAAGGGCCCCGUCCUCAUCCUGCUGUGCCUCCCGCCCAUCGCCGGCUGUGCUGUCCUCAUGGCCGUGCCGCACGAUCUGGAGCACCGUGCCGCUCUGCUCGUGGGCUACUAUCUGAUCUCCGUCUACCCAGGCAUCACGCCCAUUAUCUAUUCGUGGUCCGCCCAAAACACGGCCGGCGACACCAAGCGCAAGUGCACGACGGCCAUCUUCACGAUUGGCCAGUGCGUCGGCAAUGUCGUGGGCCCGCAGCUGUACCAGACGACCGAGGCGCCGCUCUAUAAGCGCGGCCUGCGCAGCAACCUGGCGCUGUACGUGGUGCUGAUUGUGCUCACGCUGGUGACGAUGGGGUACCUGCGGAUCCUCAACACCUUGCACGCGGCGCGGCGCGUGGCGGAGGGCAAGAGCGCGACGAUUAUGGACGUGUCGCUGUUCUCGGCGGAAGACGCGGACCGAAUGAUGCAGGAGAUGGUGACGCAGGGCGAGACGGGCGAGACCGGUGCGCCGACGGGCGACCGGGCGUUUGAGGACCUGACGGACCUGCAGAACAAUGAAUUUGUGUUUGUGUAUUAG